UUAUCUUACUCUCCCCUCUUCUUUUUCUUCUUCUUCUUCUUCCACCUCCAUUAAAGCUCUCUGUCUUUAGGGCUCGCUUCAAUCCAACCAACAUCCAAAACCAGAAAACCAAAAACGAUUGAAUUUGAAUUUUGUAAAUUUAUCAAAUUUGGGGGUUGUGUGAUGUGAGAGAAGAAUGCCAGCGACGGAAUAUCAAGGGUCGUCAGCUGGGUUCAACAAUAUUGGCCGUUCAAUCUUCAGCCUCCGACGCGAUCAGUUUAAUUCAAUGGAAGCCCAUAGCCAUAGCGGUGGUCAAGGAGCUGUAGACCUCGACUCUUUCCAAACCCACGUCGCCGAUUGCUUCUUCCACCUCUCCUCUUCCUCCCAAGACAUCCUCUCCCUCCAAUGGCUCCGAGACCUCCUCGACGCCUUCCUCCAAAUCCAGCAAGAAUUCAAGAACCUCCUCCUCUCCUCCAUCAACAAGCCCCUCCUCUCUAAGCCCACCGUCGACCGCUUCCUCUCCGACUACUUCGAGCGCAGCGUCAAGGCCCUCGACGUCUGCAACGCCAUCCGCGACGGCAUCGAGCAGGUGCGGCAGUGGCUUAAGCUCCUAGAAAUCGUCCUGGUCGCCCUCGGCCGCGACAGGACGCUCGGCGAGGGCCAAUUUCGUAGAGCUAAGAAAGCGCUCGUCGACCUUGCCAUCGCAAUGCUCGAUGACAAGGACUCCUCCAACACCACCCUGGCCCACAGGAACCGCUCCUUCGGCCGGAACAACCCGACAAAGGAUCACCAGCAGCACCGCUCCCUGGGCCACUUCCGAUCUCUUUCCUGGAGCGUUUCACGGUCAUGGUCGGCCGCGAGGCAGCUCCAGGCGAUCGGAAAUAAUUUAUACGCCCCGAGGCCGAACGAGAUUGUGGCCUCCAACGGGCUCGCGCCCGCCGUUUUUACGGUGAAUUCGGUUUUGCUCUUCGUAAUGUGGGCCCUGGUGGCGGCGAUCCCGUGCCAGGACAGGGGCUUGCAGGUGCAUUUCACGGUGCCGAGGAGCUUCGCCUGGGCGGGGCCCAUGCUGUCGCUGCACGAGCGGAUUCUGGAGGAGUCGAAGCGGCGGGACCGGAGGAACGCCUGCGCGCUGCUGAAGGAGAUUCAUCAGAUCGAAAGGUGCUCACGGCUGAUCGGCGAUCUCGCAGACUCGGUGCAGUUCCCGAUCUCGGAGGAUAAGGAGAGGGAGGUCCGGCAGAGAGUGCAGGAAUUGUCGAGCCUGUGUGAGGGGAUUAAGGAGGGUUUGGAUCCCCUGGAACGGCAGGUCAGGGAGGUGUUCCAUGGAAUCGUGAAAAGCCGAACAGAGGGCAUGGAUUCUUAUGGAAGACCGAAUGAAUGAAGAAGAUGAGAGCAAUCAAUUUUUGGAUUUGGGGGAGGUGGCGGCGGCGGCGGGCAAUAAAAUUUGGGUAAGGAGGAGGAGAUAUGACCUUUUUUUUUUUUUUUUUCUUCUUCUUUUUCUCUUGUAAUUUAAUCAGUGAAAUCGAUCAGCAAUUACCAUAUAUUGUGUAUAGAAAUUAGGAUUAUGCAAAGGAACCUACUUCUUGGAGGUUCAUGUUUGCUGUUUUUUCUUCUUCUUCUUUUUUUACCCAUUUUAUCUUUCUGUUGUUGCUUAUUUAUUUUGCCUCUGUAUAAUGAAAUUUCUAAGCAUGCUUCUGGCUGCUGCUCUUUCUCA
Molecule: messenger RNA, 1690 nt
Organism: Prunus dulcis (almond)
Lineage: Eukaryota; Viridiplantae; Streptophyta; Magnoliopsida; Rosales; Rosaceae
Product: UPF0496 protein 4-like
Exons: 1
Coding region: 176-1357 (393 amino acids)
Source: RefSeq, a predicted model, not a curated record